Molecule: messenger RNA, 2254 nt
Organism: Chinchilla lanigera (long-tailed chinchilla)
Lineage: Eukaryota; Metazoa; Chordata; Mammalia; Rodentia; Chinchillidae
Gene: Chst4
Product: carbohydrate (N-acetylglucosamine 6-O) sulfotransferase 4
Exons: 2
Coding region: 310-1455 (381 amino acids)
Biological process (GO): carbohydrate metabolic process; N-acetylglucosamine metabolic process; protein sulfation
Cellular component (GO): Golgi membrane
Molecular function (GO): N-acetylglucosamine 6-O-sulfotransferase activity
Source: RefSeq, a predicted model, not a curated record
CUUCUUUUGCUUUUCCCGGCCCACCAGGAGUCCAGUCUCCACGCCCCUUGAGUCUCACGGGUGUUAAAGCUGCUAAUGUCACAGCUUCCUGGGAACCGGCGCUUUCUCAAGCCUGCACUGCAAGGUGGGUCUUCUCAGCAGAAGGAGAGGGCAGUGAAACAGAUGGAUACGCAAAAUGCGAGGAGGAGGAGGAAGCUGAGGAGGAGUUGGUGAGUCAGAAAGCAGUGCUCAGCCUGGCAGCAGUGAGCCUCUCACAAGCACGGGGAAGCCUAAGCCGUUCACCAGGUCUUCCACUUCAGCACAACGAUAAUGCCAAAAAAGCUGAGGCUGCUCCUGUUCCUGGCUGCCCAGGUAGCCAUCUUCGCUCUCUUGUUCCACCUGUAUGACAGCUCCCUACCUGGGAAGGAGGAGCCCAGGCCCGUUCACGUGCUCGUCCUGUCUUCCUGGCGCUCUGGCUCUUCCUUUGUAGGGCAGCUUUUCGGACAGCACCCAGAUGUCUUCUACCUGAUGGAGCCUGCCUGGCACGUGUGGAUGUCCUUCACGCAGAGCACUGCCUGGAAGCUGCACAUGGCCGUGCGCGAUCUGCUGCGCUCUGUCUUUCUGUGUGACAUGAGCGUCUUCGACGCGUACUUGAAUCCUGGUCCUCGGAAACAAUCCAUCCUCUUCCACUGGGAACACAGCCGGGCCCUCUGUUCCCCACCUGCCUGCAACAUCUUCCCUCGGGACAAGAUCACCUACCAUGCUCACUGUAAGCUCCUGUGCUAUCAGCAGCCCUUCAAGGGGGUGGAGGAGGCCUGCCGCUCCUACAGCCACGUGGUGCUCAAGGAGGUGCGCUUCUUCAACCUGCAGUCCCUCUACCCGCUGCUCAUGGACCCCCUGCUCAACCUGCACAUCGUGCACCUGGUCCGGGACCCCCGGGCUGUGUUCCGUUCCCGAGAACACACCACAGCGGAACUCAUGAUUGACAGUCGCAUCGUAUUGGGGCAGCUUUGGCAAACUCUCAAAGAGGAGGACCGGCCAUAUCACGCCAUGCAGAUUAUCUGCCAAAGUCAGCUGGAGAUGUUCAAGGCUAUCCAGUUCUUGCCUGAAGCCCUGCGGCAGCGCUACCUACUGGUGCGCUAUGAAGAUCUGGUGCGGAUGCCCCUGGCCCAGACUUCCCGGAUGUAUGAGUUUGUGGGGUUGAGAUUCUUACCCCAUCUCCAGACUUGGGUGCACAACAUCACACGGGGCAAGGGUAUGGGUCAGCAUGCCUUCCAUACAAAUGCCAGGAAUGCCCUCAAUGUCUCCCAGGCUUGGCGCUGGUCCUUGCCUUAUGAGAAGGUUUCUCGACUUCAGGAAGUCUGUGGUGAUUUUAUGGAUUUGAUGGGCUACCUCCAUGUCAGAUCCCACAAAGAGCAGAACAACCUAUCACUGGAUCUUCUGUCUAGCUGGAGGCCCUUGGAGCAAGUGUACUAAGAGGGUCAAGGAGGCUCUGUCCCCAUCUGGUCCUGGCCUCGGUUCCAUUCCCUGCAUGCUUCUGAGCCUUAACUGGGUCUCUGUAAAUUAUGUACAUUGCACAUGAGUUGUGCCUACAUAUGCUCAAGCAGAGAAAGCUUUGCGUCUACACUGUGGUCUGAAAAAAGCAACUCAAGAACCUUGUGUGAACAGUAUGUUCCACAAGGAAAUGUAAUGUUGCCUAUCUUCUCUUCUUGACUUUCUAUCUGUGCAUAACUUGGAGACUGUUAGAGUCUGUUAGACACCGUGCAGUAUUGGUGGAGUAAACCCAUAAAGCUCUCUGUCUACACCUUGCCCAGGGGGAAAGAGGAGAGACAAUAAAUUAACAGGGAAAUGGGUCUUUCACCAAAGAUCUCACCAGCACAUUCCAAAGACAUGAACUCUAAGCCCUCGGAUUUUGCAGAAGAUUGAAGGAGGGAACUGAUGCCUGUCUUUGAGCUUAAGGUCACAGCUAUCAUUGUCACAAACACAAAGUUUACAACAGGCCAAGCUUUUGAACUCAGGGAGUGGCUGAACUCUAUUUGGACAUUGUUUCUCCCAGUGUUUUCCAAUCACGCACAGACUUUGAUCUGUUAAGCUGCCAUCCAUUAUUAAUAAGUUUCUGUUUAGAACGUACCCUUGUAUGACUUCUAAUUACUAAUUAUCUUAUUUUUAUGGGACCCUACCCUAAGAACAUAUCACCUUUAUAGAUUUUUAUAUGUUUGCUGUUAUCUAUCACCCCCUAUAUAUAAAAAUUGCUGUAACAGUGUUUGGUGUCAGA